This is a messenger RNA of Closterium sp. NIES-65, 5526 nucleotides long. NCBI's taxonomy places the organism in Eukaryota, Viridiplantae, Streptophyta, Zygnematophyceae, Desmidiales, Closteriaceae. The record is from the annotation of a GenBank genome assembly.
AUGGACGUGGACGUGGACAUGGACGUGGACGUGGACGUGGACGUGAACAUGGACGUUGACGUGGACGUGGACGUGGACGUGGACGUCGACAUGGACGUGGACGUGGACGUGGACAUGGACGUGGACGUGGACGUGAACGUGGACAUGGUCGUGGACGUGGACGUGGACGUGGACGUGGACAUGGUCGUGGACGUGGACAUGGACGUGGACGUGGACAUGGACGUGGACAUGGACGUGGACGUGGACGUGGACGUGGACGUGGAUCUGGACAUGAACGUGGAUGUGGACGUGGACAUGGACGUGGACGUGGACGUGGAUGUGGACGUGGACGUGGACAUGGACGUGGACGUGGACGUGGAUGUGGACCUGGACAUGGACGUUGACAUGGACAUGGAUGUGGACAUGGACGUGGACGUGGACAUGGACAUGGACGUGGACAUGGAUGACUUGGACGUGGACAUGGACGUGGACGUGGACGUGGACGUGGAUGUGGACAUGGACUUGGACGAGGACGUGGACAUGGACGUGGACGUGGACGUGGACAUAGACGUGGACAUGGACAUGGAGGCCUUGGACGUGGACAUGGACGUGGACGUGGACGUGGACGUGGACAUGGACGUGGACGUGGACAUGGACGUGGAUAUGGACGUGGACGUGGACGUGGACGUGGACAUGGACGUGGACAUGGACGUCGACGUGGACAUGGACGUGGACGUGAACAGGGACGUGGACGUGGACGUCGACAUGGACGCGGACGUGGACGUGAACGUGGACGUGGACGUGGACGUAGACAUGGACGUGGACAUGGACGUGGACGUGGACGUGGACGUGGUCGUGGACGUGGACGUGGACGUGGACAUGGACGUGGACGUGGACGUGGACAUGGACGUGGAGGUGGACAUGGACAUGGACGUGGACGUGGACAUGGACGUAGAGGUGGACAUGGACGUGGACGUGGACAUGGACGUGGACGUGGACAUGGACGUGGACGUGAUCGUGGACGUGGACGUGGACGUGGACAUGGACAUGGACGUGGACGUGGACGUGGACGUAGACGUGGACAGGGACGUGGACGUGGACGUGGACGUGGACGUGGACGUGGACAUGGACAUCGACGUGGACGUGGACGUGGACGUGGAAGUGGACGUGGACGUGGACGUGGACGUUGACAUGGACGUGGACGUGGACGUGGACGUGGACAUGGACGUGGACGUGGACGUGGACAUGGACGUGGACGUGGACGUGGACCUGGACAUGGACGUGGACGUAGACGUGGACAUUGUCGUGGACGUGGACGUGGACUUGGAGGUGGACGUGGUCGUGGACGUGGAUGUGGACGUGGACUUCGACGUGGACGUGGAUGUGGACAUGGACGUGGACGUGGACAUGGACAUGGACGUGGACGUGGACGUGGAGGUGGACCUGGACGUGGACAUGGACGUGGACGUGGACGUGGACAUGGACGUGGACGUGGACAUGGAUGUGGACAUGGACGACUUGGACGUGGACAUGGACGUGGACGUGAACGUGGACGUGUAUAUGGACGUGGACAUGGACAUGGACGUGGACAUGGACGUGGGCGUGGACGUGGACGUGGACGUGGACGUGGACGUGGACAUGGACGUGGACGUGGACGUGGAGGACUUGGACGUGGACAUGGACGUGGAUGUGGACGUGGACGUGGAGAAGGACGUGGACGUGGACGUGGACAUGGACGUGGACGUGGACGUGGACGUGGACGUGGACAUGGACGUGGACGUGGACGUGGAGGACUUGGACGUGGACAUGGACGUGGAGGUGGACGUGGACGUGGACAUGGACAUGGACGUGGACGUGGACAUGGACGAGGACAUGGACGUGGACGUGGACGUGGACGUGGACAUGGACAUGGACGUGGACAUGGACGUGGACGUGGACGUGGACAUGGACAUGGACAUGGACAUGGACGUUGACGUGGACGUAAACAUGGACGUGGACGUGGACGUGGACAUGGACGUGGACGUGGACGUGGACAUGGACGUGGACGUGGAGGACUUGGACGUGGACAUGGACGUGGACGUGGACGUGGACGUGGACAUGGACGUGGACAUGGACAUGGACGUGGAUGUGGACGUGGACGUGGACAUGGACGUGGACGUGGACGUGGACGUGGACAUGGACGUGGACAUGGACGUGGACAUGGACGUGGAGGUGGACGUGGACGUGGACAUGGACAUGGACGUGGACGUGGACAUGGACGAGGACAUGGACGUGGACGUGGACGUGGACGUGGACAUGGACAUGGACGUGGACAUGGACGUGGACGUGGACGUGGACAUGGACAUGGACAUGGACAUGGACGUUGACGUGGACGUGGACAUGGACGUGGACGUGGACGUGGACAUGGACGUGGACGUGGACGUGGACAUGGACGUGGACAUGGAGGACUUGGACGUGGACAUGGACGUGGACGUGGACGUGGACGUGGACAUGGACGUGGACAUGGACAUGGACGUGGAUGUGGACGUGGACGUGGACAUGGACGUGGACGUGGACGUGGACGUGGACAUGGACGUGGACAUGGACGUGGACAUGGACGUGGACAUGGACGUGGACAUGGACGUGGACGUGGACGUGGAGGACUUGGACGUGGACAUGGACGUGGAUGUGGACGUGGACGUGGACAUGGACGUGGACCUGGACGUGGACAUGGACGUGGACGAGGACAUGGACGUGGACGUGGACGUGGACGUGGACGUGGACGUGGACAUGGACAUGGACAUGGACAUGGACGUGGACGUGGACGUGGACAUGGACGUGGACGUGGACAUGGACGUGGACGUGGACGUGGACAUGGACGUGGACAUGGACGUGGACGUGGACGUGGACGUGGACAUGGACGUGGACAUGGACGUGGACGUGGACAUGGGUGUGGACAUGGAUGUAGACGUGGACGUGGACGUGGACAUGGACGUGGACGUGGACGUGAACAUGGACGUUGACAUGGACGUGGACAUGGACGUGGACGUCGACAUGGACGUGGACGUGGACGUGGACAUGGACGUGGACGUGGACGUGGACAUGGACGUGGACGUGGAGGACUUGGACGUGGACAUGGACGUGGACGUGAACGUGGACGUGUACAUGGACGUGGACAUGGACAUGGACGUGGACAUGGACGUGGGCGUGGACGUGGACGUGGACGUGGACGUGGACAUGGACGUGGACGUGGACGUGGAGGACUUGGACGUGGACAUGGACGUGGAUGUGGACGUGGACGUGGAGAAGGACGUGGACGUGGACGUGGACAUGGACGUGGACGUCGACGUGGACGUGGACGUGGACAUGGACGUGGACGUGGACGUGGAGGACUUGGACGUGGACAUGGACGUGGAGGUGGACGUGGACGUGGACAUGGACAUGGACGUGGACGUGGACAUGGACGAGGACAUGGACGUGGACGUGGACGUGGACGUGGACAUGGACAUGGACGUGGACAUGGACGUGGACGUGGACGUGGACAUGGACAUGGACAUGGACAUGGACGUUGACGUGGACGUGGACAUGGACGUGGACGUGGACGUGGACAUGGACGUGGACGUGGACGUGGACAUGGACGUGGACGUGGAGGACUUGGACGUGGACAUGGACGUGGACGUGGACGUGGACGUGGACAUGGACGUGGACAUGGACAUGGACGUGGAUGUGGACGUGGACGUGGACAUGGACGUGGACGUGGACGUGGACGUGGACAUGGACGUGGACAUGGACGUGGACAUGGACGUGGACAUGGACGUGGACAUGGACGUGGACGUGGACGUGGAGGACUUGGACGUGGACAUGGACGUGGAUGUGGACGUGGACGUGGACAUGGACGUGGACCUGGACGUGGACAUGGACGUGGACGAGGACAUGGACGUGGACGUGGACGUGGACGUGGACGUGGACGUGGACAUGGACAUGGACAUGGACAUGGACGUGGACGUGGACGUGGACAUGGACGUGGACGUGGACAUGGACGUGGACGUGGACGUGGACAUGGACGUGGACAUGGACGUGGACGUGGACGUGGACGUGGACAUGGACGUGGACAUGGACGUGGACGUGGACAUGGGUGUGGACAUGGAUGUAGACGUGGACGUGGACGUGGACAUGGACGUGGACGUGGACGUGAACAUGGACGUUGACAUGGACGUGGACAUAGACGUGGACGUCGACAUGGACGUGGACGUGGACGUGGACAUGGACGUGGACGUGGACGUGGACGUGGACAUGGACGUGGACGUGGACGUGGACAUGGACGUGGACAUGGACGUGGACAUGGACGUGGACAUGGACGUGGACGUGGACAUGGACGUGGACAUGAACGUGGACGUGGACGUGGACAUGGACGUGGAUCUGGACAUGGACGUGGACGUGGACGUGGACAUGGACGUGGACGUGGACGUGGAUGUGGACCUGGACAUGGACGUUGACAUGGACAUGGAUGUGGACAUGGACGUGGACGUGGACAUGGACAUGGACGUGGACAUGGAUGUGGACAUGGACGUGGACGUGGACGUGGACAUGGACAUGGACGACUUGGACGUGGACAUGGACGUGGACGUGGACGUGGACGUGGACGUGGACAUGGACUUGGACAUGGACGUGGACAUGGACGUGGACGUGGACGUGGACAUAGACGUGGACAUGGACAUGGAGGCCUUGGACGUGGACAUGGACGUGGACGUGGACGUGGACGUGGACAUGGACGUGGACGUGGACAUGGACGUGGAUAUGGACGUGGACGUGGACGUGGACGUGGACGUGGACAUGGAGGUGGACAUGGACGUGGACGUGGACAUGGACGUGGACGUGAACAGGGACGUGGACGUGGACGUCGACAUGGACGUGGACGUGGACGUGAACGUGGACGUGGACGUGGACAUGGACGUGAACAUGGACGUGGACGUGGACGUGGACGUGGACGUGGACAUGGACGUGGACGUGGACGUGGACGUGGACAUGGACGUGGAGGUGGACAUGGACAUGGAGGUCGACGUGGACAUGGACGUAGAUGUGGACAUGGACGUGGACGUGGACAUGGACGUGGACAUGGACGUGGACGUGGUCGUGGACGUGGACGUGGACAUGGACAUGGACGUGGACGUGGACGUGGACGUAGACGUGGACAGGGACGUGGACGUGGACGUGGACGUGGACGUGGACGUGGACAUGGACAUGGACGUGGACGUGGACGUGGAAGUGGACGUGGACGUGGACGUGGACGUUGACAUGGACGUGGACGUGGACGUGGACGUGGACAUGGACGUGGACGUGGACGUGGACAUGGACGUGGACGUGGACGUGGACCUGGACGUGGACGUGGACGUAGACGUGGACAUUGUCGUGGACGUGGACGUGGACUUGGAAGUGGACGUGGACGUGGACGUGGACGUGGACGUGGACGUGGACUUCGACGUGGACAUGGAUGUGGACAUGGACGUGGACGUGGACAUGGACAUGGACGUGGACGUGGAGGACUUGGCCCUUACGCUACGCCCUUGA